This is a messenger RNA of Asterias rubens (European starfish), 2088 nucleotides long. RefSeq names its product transmembrane protein 115-like. Gene Ontology annotation, cellular component: membrane; Golgi apparatus. The record is from RefSeq and is a predicted model, not a curated record. Lineage: Eukaryota; Metazoa; Echinodermata; Asteroidea; Forcipulatida; Asteriidae. The coding region runs from base 1 to 1092 and encodes 363 amino acids. The transcript is spliced from 4 exons. Gene Ontology annotation, biological process: retrograde vesicle-mediated transport, Golgi to endoplasmic reticulum.
AUGGCGACUUCCACCACCGGACCGCCGAUGAGCGGCCUUCAACAAUUACCAUCAAUUUUCACGAAAAGUAGCGUUGUAAUCAAAGCCAUAUCUGUUCUAGUUUGUCUUCUGUACAUCAUCUCUUUCCUCGUGGACACAAAAACAUUUCUGGAGGCGCUUGCUGUCACCCCGGCUCUGUUCUUUCCACCAAGUUUCCAGAUAUGGACGCUUUUCACACACUCUUUUGUGGAGGUUCACAUUUGGUUUGUGUUGAUUGACAUAUUUUUCAUACUGAUUGCUGGUAAAUUGAUCGAACCACUGUUUGGAGCUCUUGAAAUGCUCAUAUUCUUUUGUGUGGUGAAUACUGGAGCAGCCCUGUUGUCGUCCUUCGUGUAUCUAUUCAUGUAUUUGACAGUGUUUAAACCGGAACUCUUGUUCGCCUCGCACAUGCAUGGCUUGGGUGGUUAUGUUUCUGGAGUGGCCGUUGUGUUGAAACAGACCAUGGGAGAUGAGGACCUCGUUGGGAGGGGGAUCAUCAAGAUCAAAAUGAAGGAUCUGCCGCUCUUGAUUUUGAUGAUCGCGAUUCUGCUUAGGAUCGUUGGACUAAUCCCUGGGACGUCUCUUUGUAUGAGUGCGUCAGGAUUGUUGGUGAGCUGGGUGUACCUUAGGUUUUUCCAGAGGCAAAGCAGCGGCAAAGGAGACAUGUCUGAUACAUUCUGCUUUGCAACUUUCUUUCCCGAGGCAGUACAGCUACCAGUCAAUGUUGUGUCCAACACAGUUUACAGUGUUCUUGUACGGAUCAAAGUCUGCAAGAAGCAGAUCCGUAAGUACGACGUCGGAGCUCCGUCUCCUAUCAACAUCAACUUGCCAGGCAGUGAUCCAGCAGAUGCAGAAAGACGAAGACAAAUUGCUCUAAAGGCACUGAACGAACGCCUGAGUGCCGUUGAGGAACAGACAGCCUGGCCGAGUAUGGACGAACAAGCAUCGACACCAGACGACUCAACAUCUCACUUACUCCCCGGAGAAGAAGACAAGGAUUCGGAGAAAGAUGCCAGCAACAGCGAGAGCACACUGCUGACUAUAAACGGCAGCGGGGAGAUGCCACUGCCUUAAAAUCAAAUUAGUGUUCAGAUUCUCAAGUAAGAUCAUUAUCACAAUAAGAAGGACUGUUGAAACUUGGUGUAUACUCAGUGUUAAACGUCUGGUGUUAGCAUUGUUAACCCUCCUACUGUCUGAACUUUUUUUUAAAUUCACUCAGGUUUUGAGGGAUAGAUAAACUAAGCGAGUCUGCAAUAUGGUAUCAUGUGGUAUAUGCGUCUGUGUAAUACACAGUCAACCCUGCUACUGUCUGACCAUUCUCUAACAUUCACUGUGGUUUUGAGGGAUGUAUAAAGCUGUACAGGCUUGCAGUAUGGUACCAUGUGGUAAGAUGCAUCUCCACUGUACACAUUAUUUACAUAUUUAGUUUUGUGCACACUUGUGCCACCAAACACAUACAGCUCUGUAUUACAAACGCUCUGUGGACAUUCAUUUUUUAUUGUGUAAAAAAGAAAAAGAUAAUCUUCAACAUUGGUGAAAAUACUGUGUGGACGUGUGUAGUCCAUAUGGUGUUUCAAGUCCCAACAUUGUGUGCACGUCUUUUGUUCUCACUUUGUAUGUAAAGCUUGCCAAACCUGUGCAGUUGAAUGGUUUCAAACGGUUGGUCGCUCUUUGUGAGAAAAUGGUGCCAAGACUAGGAAGGGUUAAGUGUAGAUUUCCAAACUCAAUUUAAAAAAAACACCCAACAUUAUAAGUUGAAGCGAAAUGUAUGGCAUGCUGUAAAUUUCUGUUCCAGUUACAGAGGGUUAUGAGAAACACAGGUAGAGUUUUAGGCUUUACUGUUUGUUGUUAUGUCCCCUCAUGUUUUGGGUGAUGAUUUUGUUGUUUUUCGGGGCCCCACAAUAAAAACUCUUUGAAACUUAUAGUGUAUUUGAUUUUGUUAAUACUAACAAUAUACCUGCAGUACUUCCCAGUUCAUGUUGUGAAUAAAAUGAUGACUUUCUAUUUAAGUAACACAAAAAAAUACUCCAUAAUCAUCAGAAACAAGCCCCCCCCCCUCCUCCUCCAAUA